AUGCCGCCGCCGCAGUCGGGCAUGACCCUCUGCCGCCUUCCCACGGCCACCCUUGGCCUUCCGUUUUCUCUCCCCUGUUUGCUAUCUCGUCCCCGCCUGGCCCUCGCCGCACGUCGCGCCAGGGCCGUCGCCGCCAGGGCCUCCUCCUCCUCUCCAUCACCGGACUCUUCCUUCGGUUCGCGGAUGGAGGAUUCCGUCAAGAAGACGGUGUCCGACAACCCCGUUGUCAUCUACUCCAAGUCAUGGUGCUCAUAUUCCAUGGAGGUGAAGGCGCUCUUCAAGCGGAUCGGUGUGCAGCCCCACGUCAUCGAGCUCGACCAUCUCGGCGCUCAAGGACCACAACUACAAAAUGUAUUAGAGAGGCUGACUGGACAGUCUACUGUUCCUAAUGUUUUCAUCGGUGGAAAGCAUGUUGGUGGCUGUACAGAAGUACCACAUGGUAAAAUUGAGUCAACUACUAGCACUUUUUUCCUUCAACCUGGUGCAUCUGCACUUGGUCGUCCCGCAGCAGCGAAGAAGCAGUCAAGCAGAGCAUAUCACAGAAUGCUUUCAGUUGUAGCAGCAGGUAACCGCGGCAGGCUCGUUGCAGCCACCGCGUGCUUCCUCGUCGCCCUCCUGCAGCAGCUGCAGGUGCGCCCGGCCACGGCCACGGCCACCCCGCCUCGCGCCUUCUUCGUCUUCGGCGACUCGCUGGUGGACAGCGGCAACAACAACUACCUGGCCACCACGGCGCGAGCCGACUCGCCGCCCUACGGCCUCGACUUCCCGACGCACCGCGCCACGGGCCGCUUCUCCAACGGCCGGAACGUGCCGGACAUCAUCAGCGAGUACCUGGGCGCGGAGCCGACGCUGCCGUACCUGAGCCCGCACCUGGACGGGCGCAAGCUGCUGGUGGGCGCCAACUUCGCGUCGGCGGGCGUCGGCAUCCUCAACGACACGGGCAUCCAGUUCGCCAACAUCAUCCGCAUCCAGAAGCAGCUCCGGUACUUCCGGCAGUACCAGAGCCGCGUGAGCUGCCUGAUCGGCGGCGACGCCACGGCGCGCCUCGUCCGGGGCGCCCUCGUGCUCAUCAGCCUGGGCGGCAACGACUUCAUCAACAACUACUUCCUGUUGCCCUUCUCGGCGCGGUCCCGGGAGAUGUCGCUGCCGGACUACGUGCGCUACAUCGUCUCCGAGUACGCCAAGAUCCUGCGCCAGCUCUACUCCCUGGGCGCGCGCCGGGUGCUCGUCACGGGGUCCGGACCGCUCGGGUGCGCCCCCGCCGAGCUGGCGCUGCGGGGCAGCCGCGCCGGGGAGUGCAACGCCGAGCUGCAGCGCGCCGCCGCGCUCUACAACCCACAGCUCGUGGACAUGAUCAAGGGCGUCAACGCCGAGCUCGGCGCCGACGUCUUCGUCGCGGUCAACGCCUACCGGAUGCACAUGGACUUCAUCUCCGACCCGGCGGCGUACGGCUUCGUCACCUCCAAGGUCGCGUGCUGCGGCCAGGGCCCCUACAACGGCCUGGGCCUCUGCACCGCCGCCUCCAACGUCUGCCCGGACCGCAACGUCUACGCCUUCUGGGACAACUUCCAUCCCACGGAGAAGGCCAACCGCAUCAUCGUCAGCCAGUUCAUGGACGGCACCCAGGAGUACAUGCACCCGCUCAACCUCAGCACCAUCCUCGCCGUCGACGCCCGCGCCGCUGCCGCUGCCACCUUCAGCUAA
This is a messenger RNA of Miscanthus lutarioriparius, 1704 nucleotides long. Lineage: Eukaryota; Viridiplantae; Streptophyta; Magnoliopsida; Poales; Poaceae. The record is from the annotation of a GenBank genome assembly.